AUGUGGGCGUGGUUGAGGUCUACAACAAUAGAAACGGCAGCAACAACGGCGAAGACAGGACCAGUGAGCGGGUCGUCGUUUCAGUUGGAAGAUCAACUGCAUCGUGUGACAGCGAGCGAUAUUGCGCAUGUGUUACCGAGUGAUGUGGAACGUGUGAAACAACAGAUGACACCGGAGGAUUUUCAACGUGCAAUGCGUGUGCUUCUGGAGGAUAACAGGUACGGUGAGGUGAUUGCGUCGGCACCCCCAUCAGCUUUACGUGAGGCCGCCCGCGGGCUGACGGCAGUGCAACUCAGCAGCUUCACAACCAUCGCCAAGUCGAACCUUCUCGCUCUCUACAAUGUGCUGCCGUACGCGACGGAGGCACAUGUUGCAGAGAUGAGUGCAGUGCACAAUGGUAACAAAUAA
Trypanosoma grayi is the source of this 408-nucleotide messenger RNA. RefSeq lists its product as hypothetical. Bases 1 to 408 code for a protein of 135 amino acids. The transcript has a single exon. The record is from RefSeq and is a predicted model, not a curated record. Lineage: Eukaryota; Euglenozoa; Kinetoplastea; Trypanosomatida; Trypanosomatidae.